This is a messenger RNA of Puntigrus tetrazona (Sumatra barb), 2722 nucleotides long. RefSeq lists its product as uncharacterized. The transcript has 5 exons. Bases 621 to 1505 code for a protein of 294 amino acids. Lineage: Eukaryota; Metazoa; Chordata; Actinopteri; Cypriniformes; Cyprinidae. The record is from RefSeq and is a predicted model, not a curated record.
UAAAACCUAAAUGGUCCUAAGAUGUUCUCAAAAACUCACUAAUCGCAGGCUUCCGUCUGUUCGCUGAUGUUGUGAUCAUCUACGAAAAUGAGAUGCGCAAAAAUAACCCCCAACAUGGAUCCUGUGGGACACACCUGAUCAGUAAUUCAGCAGCAGAGCAAAUGCUUAAAAACAUUCCAGAGCAGCGGAUGCAGAUAACAUCUUCAUAAAAGCCUCUUCAACGCUCUGCUGUUGUCAUAAGGAGGGGUUUUGGGAACGUUAAGACGCAAUAAAACCAAAACGCACAACCCUUCAAGUUUGCGGUUUGCAAUAUCCUACCAAAAAAUACCCAACCAUUGCUUAUAAACGUAGUUAUGCGUUUUGAACCAUGAGUAUAUGUGCAUGGUGUGAUUAUUGAAACUUUGCAUUAGUGGUUAUUGUCUGUGUAUUUGAAUAACUCACAUACGCACUAAAAGGGCUCUUAUCAGGUGACAACUAGAGUUUGAAAUGUGGAGUAUUCAAACACCCUUAAGUACACUGUACCCUGAAGGAAAACCCAAGGUAAAACAAAGCUUUUGUCACAGAGGUUGACCUGCCUGUCCUAAAUAUUAGUCUUGGUGUGACCAGUGUACAGUGCUGAUAUGAUUUCAGGUCACAGGUAUGAACAGUAUAUAAGAAGGACCAGCAAACCAGUGUCAAAUCGCCAGCAAGCAUCUUCUCAACACGACCUCUGCAUUCUCUCCGUGAAGAUGUUGGCAGCGUUGGCUCUGGUUUUUCUGGUGUCCAUGGUGACUGAGGGACGGAUAGUGAGUAAAUGUGAGCUGAAGGAGCAGCUGGAAGCAUCUCAGAUUCAGGUGAUUAGAUCCAUAGGAGACAAAGCGACCGCGGACACGCUCAUCGCUACACUUGUUUGUAAUGCGGAAAAAACCUCCGGCUUCAACACCAGCCUCAUCGCCAGCAUUCAGAUCGACCGAGAUAACUUAAGACCUCCAUUCCAAAUUCCUUCUGGACCAAAGGAGGAAAAGCCAUCAGCGGAGGAAGAAGAUGAUGAGAAACUGGAAGAGGAACACAUAAUCCCUGUCAAACCGCAACAUCCUCCCAAAGGAAUACAUGGAGGAUCCGUCCCUGAGGGUAAGACCGUUGAGACGCUAGGAGAAGAGGAGCCUUUCUGGACAUGGCGCCGCACUCUCUCCCCAGAAAAGACCCCCGCAGAGAUGUCUGGAAGCGGCCCGGAGGCGAUGUCCGAGGAGGACAGCUCCGGAGACAGCUCGGAGGAAGAGGGCCGCAAUGAUAUCAUGGGUUUCAACCGGCUGGGAAUCUUCCAGCUGAGCGACCGCGUGGCCUGCGAUCCCGGACAGAGCGCAUCGCUGAACCUUUGCGGCCUCGAGUGCGGCGCUCUCCUUGACGAUGACAUCUCCGAUGACAUCGCUUGCUUGAAGACUUUGGCGGGAGGCAGCGACAAGAUGCUGCCGGUGAAGGAGUGCCGCUCUGUCCUUCCUUCCGAGUACUUCUCCGAGUGCUCCUAGAAGAUCCAGGGCGAUGAAGGUUAUCCGUCUGGAGGCUGAAAACAUCUUCACCACUCAACGGUUGAGCCGUUUUUUCAACACUUACUUUUUCGCACACUUAAAAACCCAGUGAACUCCAAAUUGGACCUGCUGUUAAUGUAUAUCAGCUUUGACAUCAUUUAUAUGCUAAUGCACUGCUAAACACUGAGAAAACGAACCGUUAUGCAUUUGAAAUCUUCAUCUUCCUGAAGAAAGAACGUUUUUUGUCCAAUUGAAUAAAAACAUACCUUUUAAAGCAUACUUAAAAGGAGUGCUUAUACGAAAUAGCUUUUAUCACGAUUCAUGCCUGUGACGUGAACUCAAAGCUUGGCAAAGAAUCAAGUAGUUCUCUGGGUCUUUACGUUUUUUAUCUAAUCAAGGUCAGAUGAGUUUAAUCUUGAGGCAUGAUUGCACUCUCGGUGCAAUCUCCGCGCUUAUAUGAUUUAAUCAUAGAUGCUUUUUAUUGAUUUAUUUAUUUUACAAAAAUCAUAUCUAGGUCUUUGAUCUAAAUCGAAUCGGUUUUCGUUUACCUUGCAUGUCUCUCUUUGUACCCACCUGCACCAAUACUCAAAAGUUUGUUUUAUUAUUAUUACUUUCUAAACGAUUUCAGAUGUGUGCAGCUAUUGGUCAGCGCCAUGAUUUAUGUCACUUUAAAAAUGGUUGAUGGUUUCCAUGACCACUGCGUUAAAAUCUUUAACACAUAAGAACCGCACACUAUGACUCAUUAGUUAAGUAUUAAUAAAUAGUCAAUGUAUCUUUUAUAACACAUUGAUCCAAAUUAUAGCAAUAGUAUAAAUACAGCUAUAAAUGUUUUGUUCUUGAGCAUAUCUAUAAUGUUUAAUAAAGGUAUUUUCACACUAUAUUGACAAUUCUAAAUUAUUACGUUAUUUACAAACCCCUUAUUAGUCAUAAGAUCAUUUAGAAAGCAGAAGUAAACGAUUAAAAAAACUAUUUAAAUGUACAUUUGUAAAUGCAUGCUUAUAAAUCAAGAACAAGCCGUUUAUAGACGUAUUUAUAAAUGUGCUAAUGCUUAUGAUUCACAGUGUGCGCUUAUUUUAAAGUGUUACCAAAUCUUCAAAUGGUCAUUAUGAAGAUGCCGGUUUUGUCGGGAUGCUUAUAAAAGUCACUGUGAAGACCGCAAGCCAUCGCCGUAGCUUAUAUUCAACAGUAUAAAACCGUCUCUGAUUUACUGUCACUAA